Messenger RNA from Hyposmocoma kahamanoa, 5370 nucleotides. RefSeq names its product neuralized-like protein 4 (gene Neurl4). NCBI's taxonomy places the organism in Eukaryota, Metazoa, Arthropoda, Insecta, Lepidoptera, Cosmopterigidae. The record is from RefSeq and is a predicted model, not a curated record. The transcript has 32 exons. The coding region runs from base 91 to 5226 and encodes 1711 amino acids.
GUAAAUAAUGUUAAUAAUGAGGUGUGAAAACAAGAUUUUGAUAAUGACAAUGUGUAUUAACAAUUACUGAGCUUUUGAAUCGUGAAUGUAAUGGUAUACAGAACAAUGAGGUUCCAUAGGAGGUGUGGUGACAGAGUCACUUUGUUAAACGACAAUUCCACUGCCGUGCGUAAUUUUGUUGAAUUUAAUCAUGGCUUAAUAUUGAGCGCGGAACCUCUCAAAGAUGAUGUUAUGUUUGAAGUGUGUAUUGAUAGGAAGGUAAAUGUUUGGAAUGGAUCCCUUGAAAUUGGAGUCACAACAUUGGAUCCGGAAUAUAUGGAACUACCGGCAACUGCCACCAAGCUACGGAACACUGCUUGGAUAAUGUCAGGAAGUUCAGUUGUAAAAGAUGGGUCAACUUUAGUCAAUUCAUAUGGUCCAGAGCUUGAUACAUUACGAGAAGGCGAGUGUUUAGGUGUUAUGCGAACCAGUAAGGGUGAAUUAGUAUUCUACAUAAAUGGUAGAUGUCUUGGGAUAGCAGCUCGAGAUUUACCUCCAAGACUGUUUGCUGUUAUAGAUCUGUAUGGUCAAUGUGUACAGGUUUCUAUUAUGCAUUGUAGCAGCAGUGGCAUGAGACCAAUUAUGGAGGGCAGCUUAGAUCAGAUUGAGGAAGACCCAAAUAAUGAUGACACACUGAUAUCCAGCGACAUUGAAGGCGCUGGUAUGCCACCUGAGAGUAACCCCUAUCCCAAAGAGACAAGAGAGGUUUACAUUCCUAUGUCCUCAGAUGCUGCUUGUGCUCUCGUGGCUCAAGAUCGUUUGCGGUUUCACCCACGAUGUGGCAUAUUAGUUAAGCUGUCAGCAAAUAACAAGUCUGCAGAGAGAGCGAGGCCGUUAGAUGAUUACAACAACGGAGUGGUGAUGACGCAUCGCCCUUUGUACGACAACGAGCUAUUUGAGAUACGUAUCGAUAGACUGGUGGACAAAUGGAGUGGCAGCAUAGAGGUGGGAGUAACAACACAUAACCCUGCAACAAUCCGAUUCCCUUCUACAAUGACUAACAUGGAUUCGGGUACUAUUAUGAUGUCUGGUUGUAAAGUGCUACUCAAUGGACACGGGACUUGUAUGGAGUAUGGAAACUUUAAUUUGGAUGAGUUAAGGGAAGGUGACACUGUUGGAUUAAUGAGGAAAGGUAAUGGGAAGUUACAUUACUUUAUCAAUGGUGUGGAUCAAGGUGUCGCCACUGACAAGGUGGAUCAAACUGUGUGGGCUGUUGUGGAUUUAUAUGGGAUGACUGUUAAAGUUUCAAUAGUGGAUCCCUGUGAGGAUAUGGAUAGCAACAUCAACAACCUGCCAUUGCCAGUAGAAACGCCUGAUCUUCCUGCUCCAAGCCGGUUUAGACCUAGAAUAGAUGAGGAUAGCCUUUUAUUUCAUACGCUGCGUGAUUCGAAUGUUAUUAUUAUUAAUGAUGGUAAGACUGCUCAUAGGCCUAAUGCUUUCGAAUACUUCAACAACGGCAUAGUGAUGACGAACCGCACUCUAAGAACGAACGAGUUGUUCCAAGUGCGUCUAGAUCUCGUCAUUCCCAAGUGGGCCGGAAGCAUUGAAAUUGGGGUCACGCAGCACUCCUCCUCAGACAUACAGUUUCCAUUCAAAAUGAGCAAUGCGAAAUCCGGCACUUGGGCAAUGACCGGUGAAGACAUAAUCAGAGAUGGGACGAUAAUCAUCCCACAAUAUGUUAGAAAUCUUAACAGACUUAUGGAGGGCGACACUGUGGGCGUGAUGCGCAAAGAAAUGGGCAUUCUACACUUCUUUGUGAACGGAGUUGAUCAGGGGCCGGCCGCGUUCAACAUUCCUGAACACGUUUUUGGAAUUAUUGAUCUGUACGGGCGUGUAGCCCAAGCAACCAUCGUGGAUUCGUACUCUCCACCACCAGUGUACUCUCCGGAGUCGCCGCUAUCUACUGAGUCCAACGCGACCAUUUACCCAGACAUGUGUUUCCAUCGGGUGCAUGGUCGUAACGCGCGACUCAGUCGUAACCGGCUGACGGCGUCACGCGCCACCGUCUAUUCGGAGUUCAACGACGCUGUACUCUUCAGCUCGCGGCCUCUACGCGAGUGUGACAUGUUCGAACUUCGCAUCGACAAAAUGGUUGACUGCUGGAUCGGCAGCCUUGAAAUCGGGGUAACUGCAAUUCGCCCUGACGACCUGGAAGCUAACGGCGGGGUGGGCGCAGUGGCUGGGACGGCCACAGAUCUAAACUGGGACACAUACAUCUUGAGCGGAGCCGCCAUGAUGAAAGACGGCGAGUGUGUCCGUAGCGGCUACCCCCUCGAUCUCGACACGCUUACUGUUGGCAGUCGCGUCGGCAUGAUGUGGCACGCGGAUCGAAGUCUACACUACUACCUGGACGGUAUGGACAUGGGCAAGGCGUGGUACGUUCCACAUCUCAACAUAUAUGCCGUUGUUGAUCUCUACGGGCAAUGCACUCAGGUAACGAUAUUGCAAAACGAAGAGAGGGCAUUCAACUAUAAUGGUUGCACAAACUCUGACAACUCUCUGUUGAGCAAUUCUCGUGCUAUCGCAUCGCCGCCACCUCCAUAUUGGAGUUUCUCCGAGUAUUGUGGUGACAACAUUUGUCUGAUGCACGAUUACUCCUACGCGCGACGAUUGACUUGUGACCCAAUGGGUGCAAUUUGCUUCAGUUCCGCUCAUCUUGCCGUUGGAGAAAUAUUUGAGGUAAAGAUAACGGAGUGCAAGUACGGCUACUCGGGCAGUUUCCGCAUGGGUGUGACGGACAUAAACAUUCUGAACGCGCAUGUGAACCGAAGUUUUCCACCUUCAGUAGCCUGCCUGCCGCAUUACACAGCGUACAUCGAUGGAAAGUACAUAAAAUAUUCGAAGCCGGGUGCUCGCGAGCAGGAGUUGCGUUCUUUCGUGCCGUCGUUCGAGUGGCUAAGGCCCGGCGACCGCAUUGGUCUCAAAAAGACCAAUGAUUCUCGCGUACUUGUCUAUUUUAACUCUGAGUGCCUAGACGUCAGCUUUGAAAACGUGCCUGAUAAAGUGUAUGUCGUCAUGGAAAUAUUUGGCCAUGUUACGAAAAUACAAUCUGUAUCGAGGGGAACCAAUGUCGGUGCUGCCUUGCCCCAGACAACAAUUCCCAAUGAUGAAUACCAGAAACUAUCAUCGAACACUUUGAGCAAUAAUGGGUCAAAUGGCGUUGUUUUGUGCAAUGGUCAAACGCAUGGUGUUGAGUCGUCUAAUGGAGAGUCUCUGGAGGCAGCCGACGCGCCUACGGCACCUGAGGCGCCGCUGGCGGAUGGUGAACCAGUCACGGUGAUUAAUGAGAACGCUGAUGCAGCCGCCGAUAGCAACAUUGAGCCUGGUGCUACCGUGACGGCCGAAACGCCAAGACGCCGCUCUCGCUCUCUGCCUUACACUUUCCAUUGCGUUCAUGGAGCUAACAUCAAACUAUGCAGCUCAGACACCGUGGCAUGUAGGGUCAAGGAACAUCAUCACGGUAUCGCCAUAGUGAGUCAGCCACUCCGCAGAGGGUACAACUUUAGGUUUCGUGUGGACAAAUUGGUUAUGGAAUGGUACGGCAGCGUCUCAAUCGGUGCGGUGGGUACGCUUCCAGCGGGGCCAGAGUCUCUCCCGUUCUGUGCCAGCCUACUCGAACCGCCUGGCGUAUGGGUCGUCAACGCGGAAAUUUUGCGAGAUAACGGAAACAUUAGAUAUCCUGAAAUGAAGUUUGCAGCGGCGUUGAAUGAAGUGGUCGAAAAUUCGGUGCUGACGCUGCACUUCAGAUUGAAUAGUGAGCUUGUUGUUGAGCUAGACGGUCGUGUGCUUGGUGCCAUUGCCACCAUCUCUCGCAUCCACAACCAUGUCUUCCCGCUCAUAGACCUUUAUGGGAAAGUGUCACAGGUUUCGAUACUACUCCACCCCUACGUGGUCGGCAAUGGUGCGUCUUUAGAUCUACCGAUCAUUACAGAAAAUCUUCACGAAGAAUCACUGGCGGAGCUUGAGCUGGAUGACGACGACAGUGCACGGUUCACUUUGAGUCUACCACCUUCUCAAGAAGCUCGCUCCAGGCGCAAAACUAAAGCUUACAGCCAAGACAGUCUAGUUAAUGAUAUAACAGAACCCUUCGUGGUGCUAGCCGGACCCAGCACUUCUGAACCACUUCCUAUGUGUCUUCCAAAUGACAAUGAAUUUAUAAAUAAUGAAAACAAUCCCAGAAACUUUCCGAAUCUACUUUCGUUGCAUCAUAGCUUAUUAUUGGCUGAGAGGGCCACUUUUUGCGCCCCCCCGGCUUACCCUCUUGGCCAGGUGAACAAUGAUGCUGUUAACCGGUGUAUUCCAAAAAGUCACUCUACUCAAAGUUUCUGCCAAACGACUGAUGAGCUGACAUUAGAAACGGAAAUAAAAGAAGCACUGAAGCAUUCAAUGAGCUUGGACUCGCGCCUUGGCGAUACUGGCGAUUUCUUCGACGUGCAAGAGAACUUCGACACCAACAUCCAGCAUAACGAUCGCUACCCCGAGGCGAAUGAUGUCGAUAGUUUGGAUAAUGAAAUCAUGGACGCUUUGACUUUGGAGACGGGAAAUCUACCUGAUUUAACAGAAGAGCAGUCGUCUUCGCUCGACGAAUCAACUCGCCGCGACGAUUUUUGGUCGGAGACGUUGUCCGUGGAAAAUUUAAAUUAUUUGAAUCGUAUACUAUGUUUGGAUCAAGACGGAACAGAGGGGCAAAGUCUGGAAGCGGAAUGGGAGGCUUCAGGGGAAAGCUGCGAACAUUUGCACCUAGUUCUCAAGUAUUGGCAUUUUCUGGUGCUACCCUUUCCGGAGCUUCGACAAGCGGUAUGUUGGGGACAAGUGCGGUGUUACUGCAGUAGUUGCCAGCCCGAUGCGCAGCCACCACUGGCUGGUUGGGUGCGUAUCGAGCGUAUCGACGGUGUGGGCGCGUGUCGCAAGGCAUUCUGGCAUGUGGCGCGGCACACACUUAGUUCGGCGCAGGAGCAGACUGGUCCCGUGCGCCGCCCGCGCUCACUCGCGGCGGCGCCAUGCACCUCGCCGCCGUUUGCAGAUAUUUGGUUCGACGAGGAAGGCAAACCGCACCAUACUGUCCUAGCUAUUGAAAUUGAUGUUGAGGGCUCUGAAGCGAACAAUGAUCGACUGUUAGCGUUCCUUAUAUAUCUGAAAUCUCAUGUGGUGUUCAUAGAUGACAACCCGCCGAGUUUAGAGGAGUAAGCGAUUGCAGUCGAGAGGCGCCGCGCGUUACUUGAGCGCAGUGAGGCGUCAGACGCCGACCACACCGUAACCGACGCGCGUCGCCAGGCGUUGUAGUUGAAGAACAGGACGCGACGCGACGAUUCGACUCUGCGCCAGUGUGAG